Messenger RNA from Striga hermonthica, 978 nucleotides. Lineage: Eukaryota; Viridiplantae; Streptophyta; Magnoliopsida; Lamiales; Orobanchaceae. The record is from the annotation of a GenBank genome assembly.
AUGCCCAUGGCCUCAACCAGCUCCGCCGCGCUGUUCUCUUCCCCAGCCAGGCCUUCCUCCUCCUCGCCCAAGAAAAUCCCAUUCCCUUGCUCUCUGCUGAAGCUCACAUACACCGACACCAAAAUUCCCUUCCUUUGCGCACCAAUUGCUCGAUCCAAUGCCGGACUACCCGUCUUCGUUGCCAAAGCCUCCAAAGCGGAGCCUCAGUCGUCCGAUUCGGAACUGUACGAAGAGUACGAGGUGGAAUUGGUGCAGCCGUACGGGCUUAAGUUCGCCAAGGGCAGAGACGGAGGGACCUACAUUGAUGCAAUCGCGCCGGGAGGAUCGGCCGAUAAGACCGGCAUGUUCACGGUCGGGGAUAAGGUGCUCGCCACUAGUGCAGUUUUCGGGGAUGAAAUAUGGCCUGCUGCUGAAUACGGGAGAACAAUGUACACAAUGCGUCAAAGAAUCGGCCCUCUGCUCAUGAAAAUGCAAAAAAGAUAUGGAGAAGUGGAUAAUACGGGUGAAUUGACUGAAAAGGAAAUCAUUAGAGCCGAGAGGAACUCUGGUGUUGUUAGCAACAGAGUGAGGGAAAUCCAAAUGCAAAAUUACAUGAGGAAGAAAGAGCAAAAGGAACAGAGAGAGACCGACCUUCGUGAAGGGUUGAAGCUCUACAGGAGUGGAAAAUAUGAAGAGGCUUUGGAAAAGUUUGAGUCAGUAUUGGGAUCAAAACCGGAGCCAAAUGAAGCUGCGGUAGCGAGUUAUAAUGUAGCUUGCUGUUAUUCAAAGAUCAAUCAGGUACAAGCUGGACUUGCAGCCCUCGAGGAUGCUUUGGAAGCCGGAUUCGAAGAUUUUAAGAGAGUCCGGACGGAUCCAGACCUCGAAAACAUCAGAAAAUCGGAAGAAUUUGACCCUCUCGUGAAGAGAUUCGACGAAUCAUUUAUCAACGAGAACGCAAUCAACGCUAUCAAAUCUUUAUUUGGAUUUAACAAGAAAUAA